ACAAAAAUGUCGUCCUCCUCUUUUCUUCUUCUCGUUGAUCGCCGGAGAAUUCUUCAGACUAAUGGCGAUCUACAGAUCACUGAAAGCUCUGAUCAGAAACCCUAGAAAUUCCAGAACUUUCCUCACGGCCACAACCUGCUCGAUCUCGGCUCCAUCGUACGCGCCACCACUCGCCCAUCCCCUCGCUCACCCGCACUUUCGCUUGUCUUCUCAGUCGUCCAGAUUCCUUUCUCCUUUAUCCAAUUGGAUCAUCCCUUUCCAUGGCCCACUCUUCCUCUCCUGUCCGCCAUGGAAGCUCUCGCAGUCCGCGACGCCGCUCUACCUCCGCGGAAACGGCGUCGUCCGGCGGAGAAUCGAGGCGUUGAAUUUGCAUCUGCUUCACAGAAGAACCAGUUUCCCGCUCAAAUUGGAGUUCGUGUCGGUGUCUCCCAACCUGGCCGCGACGGAUGGCGUCGAUUCGAAGCGGUGGAGCGUCGAUUUUGUGGAGAGCUUCGUGAAUUUGCCGAACAUGGUCUCAAUGAGUCGCUUAAUCUCCGGUCCUGUUCUUGGAUGGAUGAUUAUGAAUGAGAGAUAUUCUGCUGCCAUGGUUGGGUUAGCUGUUUCCGGGGCAACUGACUGGCUAGACGGGUACUUGGCCAGGAAGAUGGGAAUUAAUUCUGUGGUUGGUUCUUAUCUUGAUCCAUUGGCUGAUAAGGUUCUUAUUGGAUGUGUUGCUUUGGCAAUGGUGCAAAAGGAUCUUCUUCAUCCUGGACUUGUUGGACUUGUUGUGUUCCGAGAUGUUGCACUUAUAGGUGGUGCUGUAUAUCAAAGAGCUAGUAGCUUGGGCUGGGAGUGGAAAAGUUGGUCCGAUUUUUUCAACUUUGAUGGGACCCGUCCCCAGAAGGUCGAGCCACUCUUCAUUAGCAAGCUCAACACGGUCUUCCAGUUAAUUUUAGUCGCUGGCGCUCUUUUGCAACCAGAGUUUGGAACGCCAGAAACUCAGUUAUACAUUACAUAUUUGAGUUGGUUGGUGGCUUCAACAACCGUGGCGUCAACUGCAGCAUAUGGAGCACAAUACAUGAGGCAAAGAUCAGCACUGAUGGCGGGGAAAUCUUAGUCAAAUCUUCAGUGCAGGAACUCUUUAGAUGGUGACCACUAUUUGAGUUUGAGCUGCAAUGUGGGCAAUAAAAACGUUCAAGAACAAGCAAUGGUAUCUUACUUCUUUACACUUUGGACUCUGGAGCAGGAAAAGUGAGCUGGUGACCAGUUCUCUUGCAUAGAUUUCUGGAAUUAUGUCCUGAGGACUGAGAUCACAUGCUUUCGAUAUGAGAAAGUUGUUCGGCGCGUUAACUUAGCGAGGCUGUGGCGCUGCCUCGAAGAAAAAUAUCCAAUUCAAUGGAGAUAUCUGAGCUUGUAAAGAAUUAGAAAUCUCUGAACGGGAAAGUUGAUAAUAAAUGUAUCCCACCAUGUAAUAAAGAUAUCCGAGUUUGUAAAGAAUUGUGCAGAUUUUGAUAUUUCCAUCCCAAUGUACUGCAGCAGCUUAUGCAGAUUUUGAUUCUUUUCAAGAGUUGCCCCAUUUAUAUGUACUGUAGUAGCUUAUUGAGAUUUUGAUUCUUUUGGAGUUGUCCAUCUCUAAUGUACUGCAGCUUUCAGCGUUACACAACUAGUAUGUAUUACCUA
Molecule: messenger RNA, 1659 nt
Organism: Morus notabilis
Lineage: Eukaryota; Viridiplantae; Streptophyta; Magnoliopsida; Rosales; Moraceae
Product: cardiolipin synthase (CMP-forming), mitochondrial
Exons: 8
Coding region: 62-1096 (344 amino acids)
Biological process (GO): cardiolipin biosynthetic process
Cellular component (GO): mitochondrion; membrane
Molecular function (GO): cardiolipin synthase activity
Source: RefSeq, a predicted model, not a curated record